Ooceraea biroi (clonal raider ant) is the source of this 2466-nucleotide messenger RNA. Its product is annotated as DNA damage-regulated autophagy modulator protein 1. Lineage: Eukaryota; Metazoa; Arthropoda; Insecta; Hymenoptera; Formicidae. The record is from RefSeq and is a predicted model, not a curated record.
UCUGGAAUUAGGUCGAAUUAGGAACAACAUCAGCAAACGACCCCAUUUCAAUGGACGCGAAACUGAUAGCGCCGCGUUAAUUACGAAUUCUUGGUCUACCUACUAGUUUCAAAUGAACCAUGCAUUACUGCGUGCUACCGUUUGUACGUUUAAUGACGAUCGAAUGAGAAUUGUGUCUUUGAAUCACCGAUUGAUCGAUAAGUCAGUUCUACUGUGCGUGUCAAGCUCACAAAGUCUCGAAAUAUUAAAGUACAGUAAUAGUCUAAUAAUAGAUGUACACUUAGUCAGCAAAUUUUAUUAUUAAAAUACGAAACAGUGACAAAAGAAUAAGUUUUUUUAUAUUAAUUUUAAAGAACUUUAUAGAAAAAAAGAAGAAAUAUGAUUUUUACUUUAAAAUAUUUUCUGUGUGCUUUCCUUUAAAAUAAGACAUGUAUGAUUAAAUGAAUAUUUACUAAACAACUUAAUAUUAAUUUGAUUGGAAUAAUUAAUUUAAAAAGUCAUCUUUUUAUUAAUUAAUUCGUAAUUUAUUUAAUUCCAGACGAAUUAUCGUCUCAUUUUGGCUUAAACAAGAGAAAUAUCGUAUAUUUGGACAAAAGUUUUCGCAAAAAUGUAAGUAUGUUCGAAAAAUAAAUUAAGAAUCGAGUCGUGCAUAUAUCAUAUUGUCUUACGCACGUUAAUUAGUACGUAAUUGUAUGCGCGGCGAUUGGUACGGUGCAUACGAUAAGAGGUAGCACAGCAGUGGACAGUCGCUUCAAAGUGCCUCACGAUCAAGUGCCCUCCGUGGCAUAAAUCGUGACGAUAUAUCCUUACGCAAAAAAAUCGUAAAGUCUGAGGAAGUCCUCGAGUGCUAAGAACGAGAGAAAACGAGAGAAUGGUGUACGGGAAACUGCAUGUGUUACCAUUGAGCCUCUUCAUUUUAAUUCCCGUGACAUUUGUGAUUACAUAUACCAUAUCGGUGCAAUGGGAUCAUGUAGUACCUGGAUUCCCUUAUAUAUCGGAGACUGGCACGUUGUCGCCAGAAUCGUGCAUAUUCGCACAAUGCUUGAACAUUGCGGCGCUUUUACUCGGAUGCUGCGUUUAUAUUAGACAUCGACAAGUGCUACAAUGGCAAACGGAGAGAGGUCGUGAUCUGGUAGGCAGAAAAAUCAUUGUGGCAACGAUGUGCUGUGGCAUCCUCGCCUGCUUCGGUCUAGAUAUACUCGCCAAUUUUCAAGAAGCUCGCGUAGUCGCCGCUCACAUGGUGGGAGCGAUGACUUGCUUCUCCGCCGGCACUCUCUAUUUCUGUCUGCAGACAUAUCUCAGCUACAAGAUGGUACCAGCCGUGAACGGCACAAUUAUCGUUUAUGUGCGCGCGGUUUUAUCGGCGCUCACAUUGAUAUUAACGAUCGCUACGAUCGUUCCCGGCUACAUCUCGAUGUCGGAAUUUCAAGGUAACGAUUAUAAAAAGUGGCUGCCGGUAGACGGCGGUUGGGAUUGGCAUGUUGCAAGCACUAUAUGCGAGUGGAUCCUCGCGAUCGUCUAUUGCGCAUUUCUCCUUACUUUCGUCCCGGAAUUCCGAUUAAUUAACUUCGAGGACCCCGUUGUCACGUUAAUGUAUCUGGAUAAAAUUGGGAGCGCAGCAAUACCGCAGAAAACGGAAACGACCAUGCCACAGGAUACGUAAAUUCUUUCUUACGUCGGCACGUCAAGCUCCUGCUUCUAGCUAUAUUUAGAAUCCAACACUCUACUUAUAUAUCUUGUAUUCCUGGUGAUUAUCACGGAUUAUCACGAGGAAAGCGACGAAGCGAAGACAGAUUAAUAAGUAGAACGUAACAUAUACAUUGCAAAGCGUAGCAGAAAGAGGAGCACUGAUAAAUUCCGUCACGAAUGAAGUUAAGUCAGCGUAAAUCUCUCACUGAUGCCGCGAUCAUCAAAAGCCGAAUACAAGAAAACGUUAUUUAAAAAUGCAAAGCUAUAUAUACGCAUCAUACUUUCAUACACAAGCAUAUAACGAUCACAGUAAGCAUAGUACACUUGGAUGAAAUAAAUCAUUAAGUAUUAAUGUCGGUUUAUUGGUGUCGAAGUCCGUUCUUGACCAACAUACUAAAUACAAAUCGCCGGCAUUGACAACAUGCUGUAUCAAUAAUGUUCAAUGCAUGCGCGUUCAGAACUUGUUAUUUAAAGAGAUGCUGGAACGAAUCUAGACACAUAUAGGUGCGCAAAUUAAUUUAGUGUUUCUUUUUUUGAAGAAAUCGAGCUUUUACAAAAAAUAAAAAGUGUCAAUCUUAGAAGUAUUUGCCAUCAUUUUUUAAUAUUUUCCUCCAUCUAUCGAGCAACUCACGAAUCCCUUCUCGAAAAAAGAAAGAAAAUAAAGAUUUUCUGUUUGUACGAUUUGCUUCAUUAAUAAAAAUUUAUUAAAUUUGUAAAAGACAUAAAGUAUGUUCUAAAAUCAAUUAAGUUAAGUAUCCGAUUAAAUAUUUUGCAACU